GCCCGAACUCCCCUGGAGCAGGAGAUCUUCGGACUGCUCCGCAAGACACAGCAGCCCAUCACAGACCCACUCCUGACACCGGAGGAGACAGCCUCACUGCAGGCAAUGAGCCUGGAGGAGGCCCGGCAGCGGCGGGCAGAGCUGCAGAAGGCUCGGGUCGUGCAGUCCUACUACGAAGCCAAGGCUCGGCGAGAGAAGAAGAUCAAGAGCAAAAAGUACCAUCGUGUGCUGAAAAAAACCAAGAGACGCAAGGCCUUAAAAGAGUUUGAGCUGCUGCAUAAGUCGGACCCUGAGGCCGCCUUGGCAAGGCUGGAGGAGCUGGAGCAGCUCAGGAUGCAGGAGCGGAUGAGUCUUAAGCACCAGAACAAGGGAAAAUGGGCCCGCUCCAGGGCCAUUAUGGCUAAGUACGACCUGGAGGCCCGCAAAGCCAUGCAGGAGCAGCUGGCCAAGAACAAGGAGCUGACGCAGAAGGUGCGGGUGGAGCUGCCUGAGGAGGAGCCAGGCGACGUGCCUGAGGAGGACGUCACGUCGGUGACCGUCCCCACCGUCCCAGCGGGUGCCAGUGGAGCGAAUCCCUGGAUGCUCGGCAAGCCCAGCAGCCCAGCCAAGGAGCCUGAGGUGCAGGAGGGCGUUGGAGAUGUUGCGGUGCCUGGUGCUGCAGAGAGCAAGGAGGAGGAGGAGGAAGAGAUGUCAGAGGAGGAAGCUCUGCUACAAGACUUUGCGCAGAAACGGCACGUGCGGCAGCAGCGGGCAGGGAGCCCUGAGGGGCGAGGUGCUGAUGAGGCAGAGGCAGUCUCUGAGCUGCUGGGGGAUGGCCCCAUCCCCACCAUCUGUGCCGAGGAGCAGGGGAGCGCGGGGAUCGAGCAGCCCCCCCAGGCUCUGGCCUCGGAGGAGCACCGGGAAGAGCCGGAGAAGCCAGCGGCCACGGGAGCAGAGAAGCGAGUGCAGCAGCAGGAGGAAGGCAGAGCUGGGGACAGGCGUGCCAAGAAGCCACCAGCCAAGAAGAAAAUCAUUAGCCUGCAGGCCAUGCUGGCUGAGACGUCCCAGGAGGUUCAGUGCCCCAGCCUGCCCGUGGUCGUGGAGGAGGAGGAGGGAGGCUUCGACCAGAGAGCGGUCAUCACAGAGGCCUUGGCCGGGGACGACGUGGUCGCUGACUUCCGCCGGGAGAAGCGCAAGGCAGAGCAGGCUGCGAAGCCGCAGCCGGUGAACCUGGUGCUGCCGGGCUGGGGCGAGUGGGGAGGCACGGGACUGAAGCCCAGCACCAAGAAAAUAAAACGGUGGUCAGCAGGGCAGGGGCUGGACACACGGCGUGAGUGGGCCCUGGGCGGCAGCGUCAGUGAGCUGCCCUUCCCCUUUGAGAGGCACCAGCAGUUUGAGCAGAGCAUCCGGACGCCCGUGGGGCCCACGUGGAACACGCAGCGUGCCUUCCAGAAGCUGACCGCCCCCCGUGUCAUUACCCGAGCGGGCCACAUCAUCCAGCCCAUCUCUGCUGAGGAUGUGCCCAAC
Molecule: messenger RNA, 1506 nt
Organism: Balearica regulorum gibbericeps (East African grey crowned-crane)
Lineage: Eukaryota; Metazoa; Chordata; Aves; Gruiformes; Gruidae
Source: RefSeq, a predicted model, not a curated record